CAUGGACUCCGUUCUUCGCUCUCCUCACCCUCGCCUCACCCCAAUCACCUCCACCACCACCAGCACAGUCAGCACAGUCAGCACACUAGCCACCAGCACAGCGUUGACCUGUCGAACGACAACGACACCAACAACACCACCAAUGAGGCGAUUCGCUUCGUCUCGGUGGCGAACUUCGAGGACCAGCAGGCGAUUCGUACGGCGGAGUUUCACCCCAGCGGUCGCUACUUUGCCAUUGGCUCCAACUCCAAGCAGCUGCGCGUCUUUCAGUACUCUAGUCAGGACAGCAACAACAACACGGCGGACAGCGACAUUUCACCACCCGAGUUAAUCUUCAAACGACCAAAGUACCACAAAGGCUCCAUUUACUGUCUGGCCUGGAACAAGAUCGGCAACCUGCUGGCCACCGGCUCCAACGACAAGACCAUCAAGUUGGCCACCUUCAACCCUGAAUCUCCCAGCUUCCUCAGCAAUGAGGCGGAGCUGCCGGUGCACGACGGCACCGUCCGUGACCUCUGCUUCAUGGACGACCUCACCAACGGCAGCAGUCUGCUGCUGUCCGGCGGCGCCGGCGACUGCAAGAUCAACAUCACCGACUGCGAGACGGCGACCACCUUCCUCAGCCUGUCCGGCCACUCGGGUCCCGUCCUCUCGCUGUACACCUGGGGCGGGGCGAUGUUCGUCUCCGGCUCGCAGGACCGCACCAUUCGCUUCUGGGACCUGCGCAGCAACAGCUGCAUCAACUUUGUCACCUGCCCGACCAUAUCGCGCACCAAGCCAGGCGGCGCAGUGGCCGCCGUGUCCGUCGACCCCACCGGGAAGCUGCUCGUCUCCGGCCACGAGGACUCCACCUGUAUGCUGUACGACGUGCGCGGUGGCCGCGUCAUUCAGACCUUCCACCCGCACAGCGCCGACAUUCGGACGCUGCGCUUCUCCAGCAAGGCCUACUACCUCCUCUCCGGCGGCUACGACAACAAGAUCGUCCUCACCGACAUGCAAGGGGACCUGACGCAGCCGCUGAAGAGCGUCGUCGUGGCGGAGCACGAGGACAAGGUCAUCCAGUGCCGCUGGCACCCCACGGAGUUCGUCUUUCUCAGCACCUCCGCCGAUAAGACCGCCAAGCUGUGGGCGUUGCCCGACUGA
Molecule: messenger RNA, 1143 nt
Organism: Rhagoletis zephyria (snowberry fruit fly)
Lineage: Eukaryota; Metazoa; Arthropoda; Insecta; Diptera; Tephritidae
Source: RefSeq, a predicted model, not a curated record